Molecule: messenger RNA, 243 nt
Organism: Microthlaspi erraticum
Lineage: Eukaryota; Viridiplantae; Streptophyta; Magnoliopsida; Brassicales; Brassicaceae
Source: the annotation of a GenBank genome assembly
AUGACGGCGGUUGCUAGAAGCGAGGAGAACAAGGAAGGGAUGAGGAGGUUUCAGCGCGACGAAACGCAUUCAAUAUUUGUGGCGGCGGUUGCUUCUGGUGCAGGUCGGUGUGACUCAUUACUACUCGAUCGAGAAAGCCAAGGAGGAACUAGGGUCGAUGUUGGAUUUGCGGAUAGCUCCAUGAUUGUGGUGACAGUACACGUGAGUGAAGCGGUCUAUCAUCUAUGCGUUGUGGUUAGCUAG